GUAAUUCCUAUAGCAAUGUCUUGUUCCCUCAUCUCAGGGAACCGACGUUACAUGUUGAGCAUGAAAGCGCAGGUGGAUGUGGUCUGCUGUAAAUCAGUAGGAACUGAUCUGUCCAUGCUGGAUAUUGAGGAUUUCAUCACAGAAAUCUGUCAGCUGAAGAAAGAGGUGGCUUCACUGGAGACAAAGCUGAGAGAAAGAGGAGACAAACUGAACAGAGAGGAUGUGGAGCAGGUUUCAGUGCGUGUGACUGAUGGGACAGAAGCUCAGGAUUCAGUCUGGAGCGUCAGAGAUCAGAGAUCCAGAGACACACAGGACUCAGAGCUCAGCCUCACUUUACUCUGUUAUACUGACGCUCAGGAUCAUGAAUCCACUGAUCAAACCUCUGACUGUAAUGCUGGAGAACAGCAGAUGCUGCAGACGCCGCUGAAGAUGUGCUCCGUCAAACUGGUGGACUGCAGGAACCUGAUCGAGAGCAGAGGAGAAGAAACCACCGCAGAGAAAGAACAACAAACUGAUGAGGAAGAGCAGGAGGAUGAUGAUGAGAAUGAGGAUGAAGAUGAUGAUGAAGAUUUCAUUCCUCCAGAGAGCAGAGGAGAAGAAACCACCGCAGAGAAAGAACAACAACACACUGAUGAGGAAGAGCAGGAGGAUGAUGAGAAUAAUGAGGAUGAUGAUGAUGAAGAUUUCAUUCCUCCAGAUGACAAAGGCUGUUCAUCUUCUGAUGGAGAGACAGACUUAACAUCAAAAGAGCAGCUGAAGAGUUUCUCCUGCAGCACCUGUGGAAAAACACUGAGUUCAGGGGGUCAUUUAGCGAGACACGAGAGAAAACACACAGAACUGAAAGACUUCAGCUGUAGGAGAUGCAAGAUUCGCUUUCCUACCGCAGAAGAGAGGAGACUUCAUUCAAAAGAGCACAGCGGGAAGAAGGAGUUUCACUGUGAACAGUGUGGAAAGGUUUUUUUUAUUCAUUCUAGUCUAAAAGUUCACUUGAAGAGUCACGGUGAAAAGUCUUUCCACUGCAGUGAAUGUGACAAGUAUUUCAGCACCAAAUCAAAUCUUGAUGCUCAUAAGCGAAUCCACACGGGAGAAAGACCACACAAGUGUCCUCACUGUGAGAAGAGCUUCAGCCAGGGAUCUCAUCUGAAGAAACAUAUGCGUGUUCACACCAAUGAGAGACCGUAUCAGUGCAGUGAAUGUGGGAAAACCUUUAAAAACUCAAGCUCUCUAAAGUCACACCAAAAUAUACACUCUGAUGAGAAACCGUUUCAGUGCAAACACUGUGACAAACGAUUCUGUAAACAAUCUCAUCUGAAUUGUCACGAGAGGAUUCACACUGGAGAGAAACCAUAUCUGUGCUCCUACUGCGGGAAGAGCUUUUCUGAUCCACGUACUUUUUUUUUUCAUCAGAGAAUCCACACUGGAGUAAAACCACAUCACUGCAGCGUCUGUGGAAUGAGUUUCAGUAAACAUAGUAUUUUACAAAACCACAAGAGGACUCAUACUGGAGAAAGACCGUUCAAAUGCUCACAGUGUGACAAGACUUUUGCUCGAUUAGACAUCCUUAAGGUCCAUCAGCGAGUUCAUACAGGAGAGAAACCUUACUCCUGCUCCAUCUGCGGCGAGAGAUUCGCUUAUUUAGGUAGUUUUCAGACCCACCAGAACAAACACACUAAAGAACAAACUGCUCCAGAAUCAUCAGAGAUGUUGAGCAUGAAAGCGCAGGUGGAUGUGGUCUGCUGUAAAUCAGUAGGAACUGAUCUGUCCAUGCUGGAUAUUGAGGAUUUCAUCACAGAAAUCUGUCAGCUGAAGAAAGAGGUGGCUUCACUGGAGACAAAGCUGAGAGAAAGAGGAGACAAACUGAACAGAGAGAUAUAUGGACUGAUUGUGUUUGUCAGGAUGUGGAGCAGGUUUCAGUGCGGUGUGACUGAUGGGACAGAAGCUCAGGAUUCAGUCUGGAGCGUCAGAGAUCAGAGAUCCAGAGACACACAGGACUCAGAGCUCAGCCUCACUUUACUCUGUUAUACUGACGCUCAGGAUCAUGAAUCCACUGAUCAAACCUCUGACUGUAACGCUGGAGAACAGAAGAUGCUGCAGACGCCGCUGAAGAUGUGCUCCGUCAAACUGGUGGACUGCAGGAACCUGAUCGAGAGCAGAGGAGAAGAAACCACCGCAGAGAAAGAACAACAACACACUGAUGAGGAAGAGCAGGAGGAUAUAGAGAAUAAUGAGGAUGAAGAUGAUGAUGAAGAUUUCAUUCCUCCAGAUGAUGAAGCCUGUUCAUCUUCUGACGGAGAAACAGACUUAACAUCAAAAGAGCAGCUGAAGAGUUUCUCCUGCAGCACCUGUGGAAAAACACUGAGUUCAGAGAGUAAUUUAGCGAGACACGAGAGAACACACACAGAACAGAAGGACUUCAGCUGUAGGAGAUGCAACAUCAGUUUUCCUAGCGCAGAAGAGAGGAGACUUCAUUCAAAAGAGCACAGCGGGAAGAAGGAGUUUCACUGUGAACAGUGUGGAAAGGUUUUUUUCAUUCAUUCUGUUCUAAAAAGUCACUUGAAGACUCACGGUGAAAAGUCUUUCCACUGCAGUGAAUGUGACAAGUAUUUCAGCACCAAAGGAAAUCUUGAUGCUCAUAAGAGAAUCCACACGGGAGAAAGACCAUACAAGUGUCCUCACUGUGAGAAGAGCUUCAGUUAUGGAUCUCAUCUGAAGACACAUGUGCGUUUGCACACCAAUGAGAGACCGUAUCAGUGCAGUGAAUGUGGGAAAACUUUUACAGACACAAGCUGUCUAAAGUCACACCAGAAAAUCCACUCUGAUGAGAAACCGUUUCAGUGCAAACACUGUGACAAACGAUUCCGUCAAAGAUCUAAUCUGAACUAUCAUGAAAGGAUUCACACUGGAGAGAAACCAUAUCUGUGCUCCGACUGCGGGAAGAGCUUUUCUGAUCCACGUUCUUUUGUAUUUCAUAAGCGAGUCCACACUGGAGAAAAACCGUAUCACUGCAGCGUCUGUGGGAAGAGUUUCAGUAAACAUAAUAUAUUUCAAAACCACAAGAGGACUCAUACUGGAGAAAGACCAUUCAAAUGCUCACAGUGUGACAAGACGUUUGCUCGAUCAGACGUCCUUAAGGUCCAUCAGCGAGUUCAUACAGGAGAGAAACCUUACUCCUGCUCCAUCUGCGGCGAGAGAUUCGCUUAUUUAGGUAGUUUUCAGACCCACCAGAACAAACACACUAAAGAACAAACUGCUCCAGAAUCAUCAGAGUGACUUUCAUCAAUCAAUCUGGGAAAAAAACUGAUAAUGUUCAUUGAGCUCUUCCUGCCAGUAGGGGGCAGUGAACUUUUUUUUAUUGCGGUGGAUUGAUCCAAGUGCUGUAUAUAAAGUCAUGUUUGAUAGAGUAGACCAAUGAUUUUUAUAUUAAACCAGACAGAACUAUUAAUAAUCAACAAAUUAAAAUACAUAAGUACCUGGAUUGCACAAGGAUGUUAAUCAUAUUUUAUGUGAUGAAAUGGCGUAAAGAGUGAAAGAGUCACUGGCAAUUUCACUCUUUUUUUCAUUGCUGGGAGGGAUUUAAAAGAGCCAUGAUUUAUUAAUUAUCCAUUUCAUCACUGUUCUUACAUAGCAUGUAUGCUGCCAUGUAAGGCAAGAUAUUUACUGGAUAGAAAUGAAAAAUUGUUUUGUGGCAACUGCUUUAACUUCACUGUAAUGUCAGAUAGAAUUAAAGUGUACGUGCAUUUGGA
Messenger RNA from Cyprinus carpio (common carp), 3743 nucleotides. RefSeq names its product zinc finger protein 184-like. Lineage: Eukaryota; Metazoa; Chordata; Actinopteri; Cypriniformes; Cyprinidae. The record is from RefSeq and is a predicted model, not a curated record. The transcript has 8 exons. The coding region runs from base 16 to 3270 and encodes 1084 amino acids.